This is a messenger RNA of Caenorhabditis angaria, 2194 nucleotides long. Lineage: Eukaryota; Metazoa; Nematoda; Chromadorea; Rhabditida; Rhabditidae. The record is from the annotation of a GenBank genome assembly.
AUGUCGCAAGUUUUCAAUGUUCAAAGAGCAUUAGAUAGUCUGGCGAACGGGAAAUAUGCUGAAUCUCUGAAAAAUUUUUUCGUGUCUUUGAUUGGUCUCGAAAAAACGCGAAGACUUCAAUAUGAACCUCAUUUUCGUAGUGCAAUGGAAUAUUGGUUUGCUGAAGAUCAUAUGAAUGCUAUGAAAAUGUACGAAAUGUUGGAUAAAAUAGAGCUAUUGUUUGGCGAGGAUUCCAUCAAGAUCAAAAUUUCAAUUCUCCGCGCAGUGAUUGAUUUCGAAAUACCGGAUAUUUUACCAAGGCUUCUCUUUUUCUGUGAGAAUAUUUAUAAUGCACCAGGGGUCUCUAAUUAUCCAGAAGAUAUGUCCGAACUAAGAAUUAUCAGAAUGAACCUGAAAUCUCAAGCGUUUUCUCAAUGGCAUAUGAAAAUGAUCAACGAUUUGGAUCGAAAUCGAAAAUUUCAAGAAGCGAUCAUGCGAAAUCCAGAAAAGAGUAUCGUUUUUGAUAUUGGAACUGGUACUGGCCUUCUUGCUGUAAUUGCCGCUAAUAUUCCAGGAGUCAAAAAAGUGAUAGCAAUUGAGGAAAAUAAUCAACUUAUAAAAAUAGCUCAGGAAACUAUUGUGAAUAAUAAUUGCAAAAACAUUGUGAAAAUUGAAUGGACAAAUUCACUAUCACCUUAUUUUGAAGUGAAGAAAGAGAAUGAUAGACCAGAUCUAAUAGUCAGCGAAAUUCUUGAUUGUUGUAUUUUUGGAGAAAAUAUUAUUUCAACAUUUCUCGAUGCUCAUCGAAGAUUCACCAAAAAAUCCACAAUUUUCAGUCCAAGCAAUGCUUCUCUUUAUGGAAGACUUAUCUAUUCGCCGAAAAUUAAUAAACUUCAUUGUCAAGGAAAUUUCCGAUCAACUUAUAUAAAAACUUUCGACAUUUUUCAACAAGAAGAUCCAUAUUGGUGCUGUAAAAAAGAAGAUUUUGAAGAUUUAUCAGAACCAAAAAAUAUUAUCGACGUGGAUUUUCAGAAUUUCGAGAAAUUGGUGGAAUUUGAGAGAAGAAAAGAUGAGACUUUUGAGAUAAUUCCAAAUAAAAAUGGAGUAUGUCAUGGAGUUGCUGUACACUUUUUGUGAGUUUCUAGAAAUUUUUCAACGCUUGGAUCACAGAAAAAGUUUAAAUAAAAAACAUCUCAAUAUUUCUUUUAACUUUCCCAGAAAAACAAACAUUUCCGAAACACAAAUUCAAUUUUCCAAACAAUUUGAAAGUUUCCAAAUAUUUUACAGAGCUAAUCUUCUUCCAAAUAAUGAUAUAUCGUGCCAAAUCAAUUCAUCUUCUCCAAAUUCCUGCUGGGAUAUGGGUAUUUUUCCAUUUGCCGAACCUAUUGAAGUUACUUGUGGAGUUCCCCUAACUCUGAACUAUUCGAUAAAUAAAGAUCGAUUGGAUAUUUGGUGUUCUCGAGGGUUUUCGGAAGACAAAACUUAUGAGAUCAAGUCAGUUGAAGAAAUUUAUAAUUUAUCAAAUCGUGAGAAAACAAUCAACAACGAGACAACUUUGGAUCUUUCGACAAGUUUUGAUCUGAAAAAUGAGAGUAAUUUAUCAAAAUAUACAACGGUUUUCACCAAUCUUCGAAGACAGGAUGGAAGUUUUGAUUCGGAGGCAUUUUUACGAUUAGAAGGAGCGAUUAUAAGUUUGAAGAAUAUUGAAAAUAUCACGCCGAAAUCUGUAAAAAUUAUCGGAAGAUUAUUCAAAUCCGAAAAAAUCCAUCAAGAAUCUCGACCUGAUUCAAAUAUGCAUUGCCACGUGGAUUUAUUGAAAAGUUUGAAAGGUUUUAAUUUGAUGGAAUAUCGAGAUAUUGAUUUGAAAUCGACGAAUUUUGAUGUUGAAUUUUGUUCCGAUGAAUUUGAGAUUUUUGAAUUUGAUUUUGGUGAUGUUAUGAGAUUGGCGAAGAAAGAAUAUUCGAAUCUUUCUAGAAGGUUUCAGGUAACUUACAGUGAGAAAUCUAAAAUACUCCGUGAAUUUUCCCAGAUCAAAACCAUUUCUUCCUGUGGUCCAAUUGAUGGUGUAAUUUACGAGUUCGAAAUUGACGGGUCUCGCAACAAUGGAAAUCGUGCUGCUUUCCUUUUCGAAGAAAGAAGGUCGAAUUUAUCAAAAGCUGAUUUAGUUUUCGAUUUUCAAGAGGCACAAAUGUUGAUAUCGGAUAUUGUAUUAUGA